AUGGGGCUCGUAAACGCCCUUGCGGGUCAGCGCCUGCUCCCGGCCGUCGUCGACCUUGCCGCCCGUGAGGACCCGGACCGCAUUGUCUACACCAUACCACACCUGGACGAGGCGGGGGAUAGCUUCGAGGACGUUUCGGCCAGCAAGUUCGCCAAUGCGAUCAACCGCACCGCCCACUGGAUCGAGUCGCACAUCGGACGGAGCGACAACUUCGACACCAUCGGGUACAUCGGUCCACACGACCUAACCUACCCGAUCUUGGUCCUGGCCUGCAACAAGACUGGUUACAAGGCCCUCCUCAUAUCACCGCGGAACAGUCUCGAGGGCAGUCUGGCCGUCGUCGACAGGACAGACUGCCGGCUCUGGUUGCGGUCGCACCGGGACAACGCCCUGGUCAAUCAGAUCCUUGACAAGAGGCCGAUGGAGACCCUCGACGUCCCGGGUCUGGAAGAGCUCAUGGACCCGCGACCAGUGGCCGCAUACCCGUAUGAGAAGACGUGGGACGAGGCACACCAGGACCCCUUUGUCGUGCUCCACACGUCGGGGUCUACCGGUCUUCCCAAGCCCAUCGUCAUGCGCCUGGGGACAGUGGCCAGCGGUGAUGCCAUCAGAGAUAUACCCCUGGAAGAGGGCGAGGAGAUCACCCCAUCGUGGACGUCCUCGGACAUGGUCUUCAACCCCUUUCCCUGGUUCCACGCUGCCAGUCUCAUGGUCAAGCUCGGCCUGAACUUUUGGCUCGGCUCUCGUAUCAUUACGGAGCCGACAAACGGUGUCAUCAGCGCUGACACCAUCGACCGCAUCGUUUCCAAAUUACCUGUCGCUGGAUUCUUCAUCCCGCCCUCGACGGUCGAGGAGCUGGCCAAAUCCCCCGACACUCUUCCCAAACUUGCCGCUUGCAAGUACAUCAUCACGGGAGGCGGAUCCCUCUCCCCACAACUGGGUGAUAUUGUGAACAAAGUUGUCCCUGUGCGUAAUGUCUAUGGCUCGACCGAGGGCGGUAUCUGGGCCAUGGUGGCACCCAAGCGGGACGGCGACUGGAAAACCUUCAAGUUCCCGCCGCAGCUAGGCACUGACUUGCGCGAGGUGACGCCCGGCCUGUUCGAGUUGUUCUUUGUCAAGAAGCCAGAGUACGCCCGGUGGCAGGGCCUGUUCUACACCUUCCCCGAAGACACCGAGUUCUCCACAAAGGACUUGUUCGCCAAACAUCCGACCGAGCCGGAUCGUUGGCUCUGCAUCGGACGGGCUGACGAUGUCGUCGUGCUCUCGAAUGGAGAGAAGGUCCAGCCCGUGGAUAUCGAAGCUACCAUCAUGUCCCACCCGGCCGUUCAGUCUGCUCUUGUGGUCGGUAACAGAAGGUUUCACCCGGCUGUGCUAAUCGAGCUCAGAGGGGAGGCUCCGGCCACGGAAGAGGCACUCGAGGAGUUGAAGGACAAGAUCUACGCCGAGGUCGUGGAGAAGGCCAACGCACUCUCGGCGUCGCACGCUCGCAUCCACCGAAGCAACAUGAUCAUGUGCGUCGUCGGCAAGCCGUUCCUGCGCACCGACAAGGGCACCGUCAAGCGGCCGGCCAUGCUUCAGCUGUACCAGCAAGAGAUCGACGAGUUCUACGACAAGCUCGAGGCCGAGGAAGCCAAGGUGCUAUCGACGAACAUGGACAUCAGCUCGCCCGAGACCAUCGCCGACGCGCUGCGCACCAUCAUCGUGAGGUUGAUGAAGCAGGAGCUGGGCAACAGCGAUAACUUGGUCGCUGCCGGCUUCGAUUCCCUACUGGUGUUCCAGGUCCUCGGUGCUCUACGGACGACGGCGGCCAAACACGAUAAGAACGUCACGCUGGCGCCGACUCUCAUCUACUCCAACCCGUCCAUCGAGAAGCUCUCGAAGGCCUUCUACUCAGCCCUGAACCCCCAUAUCAACGGGGUCGAGAACCCGCAAAAGGCGCACAUCCGACUGGCGCAGGAGAUCCUGGCCCGCUACACCCGCGACCUGCCGGGCAACGGGGACACCGUCAUCGUGACGGGCACCACGGGCUCUCUGGGCUCGUACAUGCUCAACGCCCUGCUGGCGAAGCCCGAGGUCAAGCGUAUCUACUGCUUCAACCGGUCUGCGGACGCCGAGGACCGACAGCGCGCGCUGUUCAAGUCACGCGGGCUGGCCGAGAACUGGCCGGCCAAGCGGGUGCACUUCCUGCAGGCCGAUCUGGCGAAGCCCGACUUUGGCCUCGGGGCGGCCCAGUACGAGGAGCUCCUCGAGGGCGCUACCAAGAUCAUCCACAACCAAUGGCCCGUCAACUUCAACUGGGACCUCUCGUCGUUCGAGCCGCACAUCCGGGGCGUGCGUCACCUCGUCGACUUUUCGUUGAAGAGCACCCACAGCACCAGCAUCUUCUUCAUCUCGUCCAUCGGCAGCAUCACCAAGUGGCCGGACAACGUGCCGGUGCCGGAGCAGCCGAUCCGCGACCUCUCCAUCGCCGGCACGCAGGGGUACAGCACGUCGAAGCUCAUGACCGAGAUGCUGCUCGAGCAGGCGGCCAAGGUGUCGGGCGUCGAUGCUUCCAUCUGCCGCGUGGGCCAGAUCGCGGGGCCCGUCGGCACGGGCGACAAGGGCGAGUGGAACAAGCAGGAGUGGUUCCCGACCAUCGUGUCGACGUCCAAGUACCUCAAGAUGCUGCCCUCAAGCCUCGGCACCCUCGACCGCAUCGAGUGGAUCCCCGUCGACCUGCUGGCCGACGUCAUCAUCGAGCUGGCCGGCGUAGGGCAGCCUGCUGCCGACCAGCAGCAGCAGCCGUCCCCGAAGCGCAAGGGCAAGAGGGACGUCGACCACGACAUCAUCGUGCCGCGCGAGCUCAGGGUCUGCCACGCCGUCAACCCGCGCGUGUCGCACUGGCAGGACAUCUCGCCCUCGAUCCUGCGGGCGCUGCCGGCCGACACGCGCGCCGUGACGUGGUCCGAGUGGGUGGCGGCGCUGCGCGACGCCCAGGCCGACGGCGCCACGGCCCGCGAGGCGCCCGGGCUCAAGCUGCUCGACUUCUACGCCUCGCUCGAGACCGAGGAAGAAGCCGCGCGCUCGCCUUUCAACCUCGAGACCGUCGAGAGCCGUCGCCGCAGCAGCACGCUCGAGCACCUGCCGGCCGUCAGCACUGAGUGGAUGGAGCUGUGGCUGCGGCAGUGGGCUUUCUGA
Molecule: messenger RNA, 3177 nt
Organism: Anthostomella pinea
Lineage: Eukaryota; Fungi; Ascomycota; Sordariomycetes; Xylariales; Xylariaceae
Source: the annotation of a GenBank genome assembly